This is a messenger RNA of Apodemus sylvaticus (European woodmouse), 904 nucleotides long. RefSeq lists its product as uncharacterized. NCBI's taxonomy places the organism in Eukaryota, Metazoa, Chordata, Mammalia, Rodentia, Muridae. The coding region runs from base 185 to 904 and encodes 239 amino acids. The record is from RefSeq and is a predicted model, not a curated record. The transcript has 2 exons.
AUUAAGAUGCUUACAUUCAGCCUGUAUCGAUUGUUUUUAAGAAGCCCCUUUUACUUGUUGGUCCACACAAUUCUCCAGGUGACACUCAUGUGAGACAGGCGUAUGCCGCGAUGAAGACAGCACCACACACCGCUCAGCGGCCACGGAGCUGUGAGGCCUGCCGGAUCUUCAGCACAUUCCUGACAUGGCCUACGUUAUCCUUCAAACCGGAGGGAAGGGCUGCACUUCAACAGAAGCGCUGCGGGCUCCUAUCGAGCCAGGGGCAAAGCACAGGACCACGUGGUGUCUCUCAAAAACCCAAGGUCCCUACACCGCUCCCUCCUUUUUGACAAGGAAGUGGAAAUUAGGGGUUUCCUUCUCAGUGGGAGCCCCGACACAGACUACCUGUGUGGUCCCCGCCCCGCAAAACAUCCUGAAGCGCGGGGUCCCGGAAGACUACGAGGAUCAGAAUAAUGGGGAACUCUUGGGUGCGGACGACGCCGGCCAAGGAGUGACCGGAGAAGCGCGGCGAGCGAGGCGGAGCGGUGGGACCGGGAUCUGUCAAAAACAGCGGCAGGCUCACGCCGAACCACUGCACCCGAGCGAGCUCCGCCAAGGCCCGAAGUGGGAGCGGCACUGCCGGAGGGAGGAGGACCGGGAGCCCCGCGAGCCCCGGCCGCCGCUUCCGCGCAGCUCCCGGGCGCGCACCGCCCACCGCGAGCCCCGGCCCUCUGCGCCGGUCCAACCUUUGCCCCCAAAAUCUGCUGCCCGGGCGGCCGCCGCCGCCGCCGGACCUGUCCGCACCUGUCACCAGCCGGCGACACCAGCCCGCCGCUCCCGCCCAGCUCUCCGCCAGCCUCGGGCCCCCGCGGGCCCCACGACCCCGUUCCCUACCAGGUGUCCCCUUUUCGGAGCGAGGUUUUGA